Molecule: messenger RNA, 2674 nt
Organism: Drosophila subobscura
Lineage: Eukaryota; Metazoa; Arthropoda; Insecta; Diptera; Drosophilidae
Exons: 3
Coding region: 1000-2562 (520 amino acids)
Source: RefSeq, a predicted model, not a curated record
CUCAGAUGUUUUUUACCUGCCUGAGCGAACGGACGGCUCAGUCGGUCUAUUGUUUGGGUCGGUCGCGUCGAGUCGGUGUUGCCUUAGGGAAUUCAAUUGUAUAUCGUUUGGGUGACCGCGUUUUGAAUGUGUUAUUGUGGAGAGGACGCUAUUUUUCCCUAUAACUAGUUUUUGAAAAUUCACGAAUAAGUUGCAAAAGGUGCCUAAAGAAAUAUGUAAUCGCUAAUCAUUGUUGUGUGUCGAGCCAAGACUCACAGGAGAGGGAAUAUUUUGAUUGGAUGUGAACCGAGCCCCGAGCCCCAAAUCAAACCAAACUGAAUCCCAAACCUGUUGCUUUUACAGCAGCUAACAAAACAACAUAAGACUGGCCAGAAAUCACGCAACUAUCCAACAGCAUGGAUCGGAAAUAUAUACAUAUUUGGGGAGCUGGUGCAGAGUGUGGCACUUCUCGUGUCCACCGCUUGGCUGGCUUCUGCGGCUGCGGCUGCGGCUGCUGUUGCCCAUGUAAUGCUUGCCACUGUUGCAGGUUUCGUCAUUUGCUCUUACAUCAAAGGCGCUUCGAUUAUGAGCAGCAGAAGAUUUCUGGCCAAGCAGAAACAAGGCAAAAAGAAGUCAAGAUAAAUGGGGAUUUGGGUCAUGGUUAACAGCGCACGAACCACUCUCUGGUUUUCUGUUGUGGUUUUUGGUUCGUCUCGGCGCUGGCACGCGGUCGGGGUCUGGCUAGUUGGAGUCCACGCGCACCGAUAAUCAGAUGCCCCAAAGAGUUGGCUAAUUCAAAUUAGGCCCGCUUCGGGGCCUGUGUCUGCGACUUUGACAGCAAAAAUUAAUUGAUUUAUUAACAGCUGCCCCGACAAGAGAAAAAUUAUCAAUCAUUCGGUAUAAUGAGAGCCGAGCCUCCGUCUCUUUUCCCUCCUCUGGCAUACAAUAGCGUAAAUCCAUUAGUCGCCGUCGCCGACCCAGCUGAUGCCAAACUAUUGAACUUGCUCUUCCAGGUCCACCAUGACACGACGAAAGCUGCUCAUCUGCUGGGCAGCCCUUCAGGCGGGCUCAACAAUGAUUACCUGCCUGCUGCUGAUGCUGACCACCUCACAGCCCGGCGGCAAUCAGGUGGCUGCCGGAAUUGUGCCGCCACCCUGGAGUGAUCCGGCCACGAACCCCUGUGCCAGCAUGUCCGGGGGCUGGCAGCUUCUCUAUUGGACGCCGCUAAAGAAGUGCUUCAAGAUCUUCACUUUGGGCUAUCCCUGCCCGGACACCAUGGAGCUGAGUCCCACGCCAAGUAAUGCCAAGCGCAAGAAUCUUCCUGCGGCCGAGUGCCGCUGUCCGCCAGGAACUGCUCUCAGUCCUCUGACCAGCUCCGUUUGUCACAAGCUUUACGAGCGGGGUCCGUGUCAGAGAACAGAAUAUUUCCACCCCCUACCAGAUCAGGCCAAGAGGACUGGCAACCGGUGGGGCACCUGCAAGCGUCCGUUGCAGUGCGUGGAUGGAAUGAUCUUUUGGCCGAGAGAUAACAAAUGUUAUGCCCGGCAUAGGCGUGGGCCCUGCAGCCGGGGAAAGUUGCUGGUGCGCAACGAGGAAGGGCUGGCCGAGUGCCGAUGCGAAGAUGCAGGCGAAUUGGCCUCGUACUACUCCCCAGCGGAGGACUCCUGCCAUGAGCACUAUACCAAAGGACCUUGCUCUACGCCGGGUCACAUUUUCAUGCCGGGUGGUCGGUGCGACUGCCAACAGCAUCUGCCACAAUACUAUGUCCCUCAGCAGAUGUGUUUCGAACUCGAUACUCCGGGACCCUGCCCACCUGGACACAUAUUUCGCAUACCCGACAAUACUGAGGUGGCGACAGGCGGUUCUUUGCAGCUACUUCCUCGGGCCAAGUGCCUGUGCAAGGAAGGCUACGUGCCCUGGGCCGAUGGCAACUGCUAUCGUUUGUACACACGGGGACCGUGCGGUUCCAACGAGUUUCUAGUGAAUGCCACUUCCUGUGUGCACAAUUUUUGUGGCAAGAGUCGUCUGUACUUCCCGGCCGAGGACUCUUGCUAUCGUAUUGGCUCCCAGGGCCCGUGCUCCCUCUAUCAGGUGGUAAUCUUCGACUUCACCGCACGCCCUUCGCUCGACGGCAUCUCCUACAAUGGAAUGUGUGGCUGUGCGGGAGCGCUCACCAACUUGGACCAACACUGCUCAGGCUUGGGCUCUGGCUUGGGUUCGGACACCGACAAGGAGCAGAACAUCUGCGAGUCCACGCCUGGAAUGGUCGAGAUCAACGGCCAGUGCCACAAGCUGUACACUCGAGGACCCUGUGGGGCUGGCCAGUGGCUGCAGCCACUCAAGGCUCACUCACAGACGAAUACAGCGACUCUGGCCUACGCCAGUCGCGCCAAGUGCGUCUGCCGUCCUGGCUACACGCCCACGGAGGCGGACCAGAGGGGCCAGAGCAACUGCAGUGCUCGAAGCGUGAGCCUGGCGAGGUAUUUAACGAGAGAGCGACACAACUCAAAGUUCCUCAAUGAUCUACACACUGGUACUCCCUCCCUAAAUGUUAACACGAGCUUUUCCAACUAUCCUUUGUAGUCUCUGGGCCUGGCUUUGAGUCUCCCGCCUGUCUCCUUUCAUCAUUCCCCUUUUUUAUCUUUUGUGAUGCAUGCUUAGUGUUUUUAGAUCGCAGUAGUUCGGCUGUUAUUUC